AUGGCUGCAGUACAACGGUAUUCAUCCGUACUCUUCCGAUCCGAACAAUCUGAAAAAUCACGACUUUAUAUAGGGAAAGGCGUUGAGUUGGACAAUGUUGGUGAAGGAGAUGUUUGGAUACGCUGUCUUUCUGAGUUUUCAGUAUUUGUGCAGAGCUAUUACCUAGAUCGUGAGGCGGGUCGUGCUCCAGGCGACGCAGUGCACAAAAUUUAUCCAGGAGCCUAUAUAAAAGUUUGUCUCAUUUUUUCAUCAUUAUUCGAUAAAAUUUUCAGAUUAAUAUUGUAA
Messenger RNA from Protopolystoma xenopodis, 285 nucleotides. The record is from the annotation of a GenBank genome assembly. Lineage: Eukaryota; Metazoa; Platyhelminthes; Monogenea; Polystomatidea; Polystomatidae.